AUGGUGGGGGUGCCUGGGGCCUUCUCAGGGUUCUUCGCUCCAGGAUUCCCAAAGCUGGCCCGUUUCCAGCGGCAUCACGACGACAUCAUGGAGAAGGAGCUCAAAGGCCUGAAGAAACACCUGGCGAGUAGAUGCUCCCUGGAGGCCCUGCCCUCACGGCCCGGGGCAGGGGGAGGGGACCCACAGAACCCUGCCCACGCUGCCCAGAGCCCGGUGUCCAGCUCCGUCUCCUGCUGGGCCCAGGGCGCCCUCGGGGCUGAGCAGGGCCUCGGGGAGUGUGUGCACGGGGCCGGGACCCCCUUCGCGCUCACCCUGAAGCUGUGGGACGCCUACAUGCUGGACGGAGAGCGUGUCCUCACAGCUAUGGCCUACACCGUCCUCAGGCUGCACCGCAAACGCCUCCUGAAGCUGCCCCUGGAAGGGCUGCAGGGCUUCCUUCAAGACACCCUGGCCCAGCCCUGGGCCCUGGAGGAUGAGGCCGUCCUCAAACAGCUUCGGGCCUCCAUGGCCCAUCUCCGAUGGAGGAAGUGCGACCUGCCCCCGCCAGCCGGCCCUGAAGAGCUCCCCAAGAUGCCCCUGGGCCAGGAGCAGGUGUCCCCAGCCCCGACAGCCCUCCUCCCUUCUCCUACACUGGAGACGCUCUCUGGAGUGGACAGGCUGGCCUCCCCAGGCCCAGCCACACACCCUGAGCAGCUGGGACCCCUUCCCCGCCAGGCCGUGCUCAAGGCCAAGCAGCCACUGCAGGAGGGAAGGUCGACGCAGCCCUUGGCUGCACCCCUGUGGCCAGAAGCCCCUGGGACCCUAGUUCUGGCACAGCUGCCCCCAGCCCAGGACCCCUCGCUUGCCCGGCUACCCUGGCAGUGAUGCAGUUCCCUCCCCAACCUGCCAGGACAUCAGGGGGGUGCAUGCAGGGGGCCUGUGGACAUGGCCUUGAGGCCACAACACUGGGUCCCUUUCCCUUUAACCCCUGCUGGGGCCACCCCUGUGGCCACACCCCAGACCAGGCCCCAAAACAUCUCUGGGUCUCCUGGGACGAGAUCAUCCCACCCCAGGAAGAAGGAUGCAGGAGGGCCAAGGACACCCUUCCUGCCCUGGGGCCUCUGCAGCUCCUGCCCCUGUGUGGCCUUCGACCAGCCCAGCCGAGACACGUGCGGGCCAACGCUGAGCCCACAGCCCCAGGGCGCCGAGCCUGCCCAGGCCCCUCUGAUCUCCUCCUUGAUGGGGAAAGUAGAUGCCCCUCAGCCUCUGGAGAAGAGCGUGGGGGCCAAGAGGCUCUGGGCAGCCAGCACGGUGCCCUGCCUCCUCACUUUGGACUUCUUGGAAGAUGGCACCCCCGCCAGGAUGUACAAGUCACUGACCUAG
This is a messenger RNA of Lontra canadensis (Northern American river otter), 1362 nucleotides long. Its product is annotated as vegetative cell wall protein gp1-like. The record is from RefSeq and is a predicted model, not a curated record. Lineage: Eukaryota; Metazoa; Chordata; Mammalia; Carnivora; Mustelidae.